Messenger RNA from Toxorhynchites rutilus septentrionalis, 1515 nucleotides. RefSeq lists its product as uncharacterized. Lineage: Eukaryota; Metazoa; Arthropoda; Insecta; Diptera; Culicidae. The record is from RefSeq and is a predicted model, not a curated record. Gene Ontology annotation, molecular function: 5'-3' exonuclease activity; 3'-5' exonuclease activity. The coding region runs from base 177 to 1259 and encodes 360 amino acids. The transcript has 2 exons.
AAAGGAAAGGAGAUAGAGAAGCUGCUUCGCUGGAGUUUGGAAUUCGACAAAUACACAACAGUGCUCUGGGCGUUCGCCAAAUCUGUGAGACGCAAAGAAGCUGAACCUGCAGAAGAACGAGAAUCGGCACUCAGAGUAAUAUCGCGUACAACGUAUCGUGUAGCGCGAACCCCAAAAUGCAGGACGAAGAUUCCCGUCUAUCUUCCAGCCGCGAGAAAGAUCGCACGGAAAGACGUAGAAGUCGGGACCGCCAUAAUGGGCGGGACCGCAGCCGAGAUCGCUACCGGUACGGUGGUGACAGAGGUCACGAUCGACGACGUGAUGAGGACCGCCGCACGGAUACACGUUAUCGAUCGGAUCGGAGCGGUGGUAGAGAGGAUAGGUACAGAGAUCGACAUCGGGAUCGAUCCGAUAGGGAGCGCGAUCAUCGAAGAAGAGAUCGAAGUGAGAGCAGAGAUAGAAGAAAACGAAGCCGAUCCAAGUCUCGUGAUCGACAUGUACGCAACAGAUCACAGGAGAGAAGUGAUAAUUCAAAGGAACGUUCCAGGCGAAAUUUAUCCGUUGAGAUUGAACAGGAACUGCAGAACCUUAGAAAAUUGUCCGACAUGAAAGCCGCCAGUGAGAAAUCACAAGAAAUUAAUAGUAGGUGUAGUCAAAUUGAAUCUGAGUCCAAAGCACCAGAAGCCGAGAGCUCCAGUAGCUUCGCCGAGGCAAAGGAACCGUUCAAAAACGAUUUCGCCAAAAUAUUCAGCAGCACCAGCAGCACAAAGAUUGAGAUUCCCGAGAUCCAAACCGAAGAAGAUCGUAUUGAGUUUCAGAAGAAAAUGCAGGAAAAGUUUCAGGCCCAUUUAGCUGCCGAAGGCAGGCUAUAUCCCAAACCGAAACCAUCACCAGCUAUAAACUCCGCCACAGGAUUCGCGAAUGACGGUUCCUUUUUGGAGAUGUUCAAAAAAAUGCAGGAGCAGGCACAAACAAAUUGUAUGCCAGCAAUGGGUGAGGAAUGUUCAGCACAGUAUUAUGCGACCAGUUCGGUUCCGACGCAUACCCAGCAGCCAACACAACCAGUCGCAAUACCGUGUGUUGGUCGUCGGCGUGGAGGCAAAAUUCUUAAAACCGGCAUCGUUAAGAAGGCGAAACCAAUAGAAGAAUCGUAUGUUGAAACUCCGAGCGACGCCUGGAAUCUCUAUUUACAAGAGGUUAAAAAGUAUAAAAAUGCCUCCUGCGACGAAGACUCCAAAACGCGACCGUUAAUUAAGUAAACCUUGUAUGAUUCUUGUUGACCGCGCGUUCUGAAACGUAAUUAAAUGUAUGCAGUAUGACUGAGAAGAACGAAUAGUUCGAUAGAGAUUUGAAUGGAAUGUAAUUGUGGGUGAAAGUGACGACUCCCCCUUCUAUACUUAACCUUUAUAUAGCGAAUAAGUUUUUUUUUGUUUCAUAAGUGAUUCUGGUCAAAAUGCAUUUUCUGUCAUUGCCCUCUCCCUUAUUCCCAUAUCGUAUAUAUUUUCCUAUUCUAAA